Messenger RNA from Priceomyces carsonii, 228 nucleotides. RefSeq lists its product as uncharacterized. The record is from RefSeq and is a predicted model, not a curated record. The transcript has a single exon. The coding region runs from base 1 to 228 and encodes 75 amino acids. NCBI's taxonomy places the organism in Eukaryota, Fungi, Ascomycota, Pichiomycetes, Serinales, Debaryomycetaceae.
AUGUUACUGUUGAAGAAUAUCACUAAUACAUAUUGUAUCAAUAUUUACUUUUUCGUGCUCUAUGGGGAUUCGAUUACUAAAAGAGGUAAUGAUUCUUUUCCAAUGAAGAAUACUGAAAUGAUAAUGUCAAAAGUUUCGUUUCAUAACAAGAUGACAAAUCUCAAUUCUCUCAACGUAACAUUGAAGACCGGUACAAAAAAGACUAGACAUCUUGAUAAGAAGAUAUAA